Molecule: messenger RNA, 816 nt
Organism: Ochlerotatus camptorhynchus
Lineage: Eukaryota; Metazoa; Arthropoda; Insecta; Diptera; Culicidae
Exons: 3
Coding region: 1-816 (271 amino acids)
Source: RefSeq, a predicted model, not a curated record
AUGGAGAGUCCCAAAAAUUCACCUACCCUGGAAGAUAUUAACGAGGAGGAUAUCAGAACCGAACAACCCACAGAAGAAGAGACCAACGGUCGACCACCCCAAACCAUCGAUUCGUCCCAAAGGCUACAUCCGUCGCUGAAAAGCCAAAGCCGCUGUUCGACUUCUUCACUUCGGCUGGAUGCCUUGGCUUGCUCGCAAUCGCUCUGCCUGCAGGAAAACCUGAAACUAUUCGGAAACCUGCUCAACGAUCGAAAUGUGAAGAGUCUCAAGAAACAACUGCACGACCAAGAACUUAUUCGGGGACCCACCGGAAGCGUGCACCUGAAAAAGUGCACUCACACCCCAACUCCGCGUCCGCCAAGUGGACGCCGUUCACCACCCAGCACCCAGCAAUACCAAGACCAAAGGAUUCAAAGAUUCAAUGCGAUGCUCAAACGAAAAGCCUUCGACCGGCUGACGGAUAAAAUUUUCACCAAGCUUCCCCAUCUGCUCCUGCAGACGAGCAUUACCGACCUCUCGCAGCUAGCUGCCACGACACAACACAAGAUAAACGUUAUAUUCACAAUCAUCCGCAGUUAUGUCGGAGAUCCGCUAACCAUUCACGAUCACGAGUUAUAUCAGCAUCUCAGCGUGUGGCUGGCUCGAUUUAUCGAAGAUGUAAUUUCAUCAGUUCAGUGGAAGAUUUACUCCGACGAAAGCAUUAUCCCCAAAGAAGAAGAACAACGCCAGCAACGUAACCGUGGAAGGUGUAGCAUGACUACGGUCCUGCUGGAGGACCUACCUGAGGCCAAAAUUUUGCGCUCUAGCAUUUUUUAA